This is a messenger RNA of Marchantia polymorpha subsp. ruderalis, 2076 nucleotides long. NCBI's taxonomy places the organism in Eukaryota, Viridiplantae, Streptophyta, Marchantiopsida, Marchantiales, Marchantiaceae. The record is from the annotation of a GenBank genome assembly.
CGCUCUUCACGUUGCAACGUGUCGAGCUAGCGCGACGGCGUCAUGUCACCAGGACAGGAAAUAGCGGCCCCAGAAUGCAAAGUGCCGGUCCUCCGAUGGUGGAAAAUCUCCACGAUCCUCGCCGUCUUCAUCAGCACGCACGGAGGCCCGAUAAUGAUCAUAUCGGGCUCGAAUCGAUGUCCUGUGAUUGAAUUUGCUCGGGCGGUCGCAUGCGUAUGAUCGCCUGGAAUCAGUAUGGCAUGUGAGGCUGUCGGCCGUGAGGAAGUGCAGCAGCAGAUUCUGCAGAUGCGAUCAAUCGAAGCUUCGAGUGCAUAGCGGCACCGAUCGACGGCAGAGAGUCGUGCCUGGGACGCGGGGCGAGAGUAGAAUCGCUGGAGAGAGGACCUGCUCGCGCGGAGGUGGUGUAUGGGUGACGGAGGGGAGUGCGAACUGUCGACCACUUCAUUAUCCUCUGGCCUCCCCCCUUCUCGCCUGAGGCUCGAAGCAAUGGUUGAAUGAAGCUAUGUUCCUGUGGGAGGAGCACAAUUGAGGAGCCCGCGAGGGGUUCAUUCGAAUCCUCAGUCAUAUGACUGAGGAGCUAGUACAAGAUGUUGUCUUGUCGAUUUCAUUUUCCACCUUUCUGUAUAAACUCAUGUGGAGAGAAAGUACCUUCUCUGCAAGUCGGAUGUGGUCAACAAGUGUGGUCCUCAACCGACAGUCUCAUCAAACCACAUAAAUUUUGUCGGAGUUCCAAAAACAAAAGUGGGAAUGUUUUCAAGGCGAUGCCAGGCACUGCAGCACAUCACGAGUCAGAUACCAGGGGAAUGAAGAUUUAUCUUGUUUCUGACGUGCACACUGAUCAUGUAGAGAAUUUAGAGUGGAUUCGGAAUUUGUCACCUACAGAAUAUAAGCAACAUACCUUAAUCCUAGCAGGGGAUGUCAGCGACAAUCUUGAGACUUUUGAGAUUACUAUGAAACUGCUGAAGGAGAAAUUCAAUAAUGUGUUUUUUGUUCCCGGCAAUCACGACCUAUGGUGCAGGAGGGAAGAAGAUGACGUAUCGGAUUCACUCAGCAAGCUGGAGAAACUGAUAGAAACCUGCCGUUCUAUUGGUGUUUUGACAAAUCCAUCGAACAUAAAUGGAGUGUGGAUUGUGCCUAUUCUUUCGUGGUAUCAUGAGAGUUUUGACAGGGAAAAAGAUAUUGAUGGCUACAAUAUACCCUCUGUGCAAAAGGCCUGUAAAGAUUUUUCAGCUUGCAAAUGGCCUUCUCCUCUUGACACUUCAAAUGAUUCUAUCGCCCGUCAUAUCGAUGGUCUCAACGAUGCAACCUUGAACACUCUUCCGGAUCUUCAGCAUGCGGACUGUCAAGUCAUCACGUUUUCACAUUUUCUUCCGAGGUUUGAACUUUGCCCUGAGAAGCGAAUGCUUCUGUACCCUAAGCUACCAAAAAUGAUAGGUUCGGAUUGGCUCGAAGCCAGAGUGCGGAGAUUUCAUGGAGAGAGGGGGAGUGAUACUGCCUGCCAUUUAUUUGGUCACACUCACUUCGCUUGGGACUCAACUCUCGAAGGAAUAAGAUACAUACAAGCACCCCUUGCUUAUCCUAAAGAAAGAGCGCGGAUGCAAAAUGGAGCUCAGAAGGAACUGCCUAUAUGUAUAUACGACUCAGACAGAGGUGGUUUGUUGCAAGAUCCUUUUCCCUCUAGAUGGUCCGAGUAUUAUCGCAGAAAUAAACGAGAGCCAGAUAAUCAAAAAUUAGCACCAUGGGUUGAACAUCAUUAUCAUCAUCAAAAACAUCAUCAAAUACAUGUAGAUAUCUGAUAAUGUUAAUCACCUUACGUGUUGACAACAACUUACCGGUCUAAUUUUUUUUGUUUUCGGCUAAUACUGGAUGUUUGCCAGAUUCUUAAUUCUUGAGAUUUUUGCAUGAAUUUGGAUGGCCUCACGACCACCGUCUGCCUAUAUUUUUUGUACCUCUUACCACUUGGUAUGUAGUGGUGGGAUUACAAGGAUCAUCAGUAUGCUAUGAAACUCACAACAUCUAUAUCCUUCAACAAGGAAGGAAAGGUCCCCUUUUUAAGCAAGGGAGUCCCUGUGGGCA